Messenger RNA from Symbiodinium natans, 1227 nucleotides. Lineage: Eukaryota; Dinophyceae; Suessiales; Symbiodiniaceae. The record is from the annotation of a GenBank genome assembly.
AUGGUGGCUGUGGAUGCGGUGACGCUGUUUCCUACUGCAGGCCGCGCAGCGCGCGCGGAAGAGCGUCUGGCCCAAUGUGAAGCUGAGCAGGCUGCUUUAGAGGACGAGCUGAACAUGGUUUCCGAUCGACUCGAGGAGCAGCUUCAGCAGAACAUGGAGCUGCAAAAGGCGGCUUCAAGGAUGCAAGAGGAGAUUGAUUUUCGAAAGAGGGAUGAGACGAAGGGCCGGGAGACGAUGCUCGAGUGGAAGCGGCGCGUGGACGAGCUGGAGAGUGACUUGGCGACCGCGCGCGAGUGCAGACUUUUGCCGGCCUCCUGCCCGGAUGCUUGCAACAAGGCUUGCCAGACGGAUGGUCAGGAAGAGCUUGGUAUUGACCAGCCGCUGCCAGAAGAAACCUUUGCGGAGACGAGUGCCUCGUGUAUGCCUGCUUGUGGGGAGUGGGAUCCCCAGCAGCUCCUUGCGCCCGGCCUUUUGCAGUACCUUUCGGUAGAUGAAAUUCUGGCAUGGCGCCUGACUUCCCGGCAGACCAGGAGUCCCAGGGUCUUGAUACAGCACCUGACCGAAAUGGGCAGGUUGGACAGGCCGGAAUCAACUACCGACUUCUGUGCAAGAUGGAAGGCUGCUGGUGCUGACGCGCCUACUACCUUCAGAGAACUUGCAAAGGAUGUCAAGCAGCUGAAGGUCUUUGAGUGCCGCUGGUGGUGUAUGAGGUUGGCGAGCGCGAGGCUCACCCAUUUUCCAGAAAGCGACGCCCGCAAUAUCGUCAUCGCAAACCUUCGACAUCUGUUCGUGCACAUCCGAAGUGCGGACAAAUCUGUGAGAUCCCAAGCGCACCAUGUUCUGAUGAACUAUGGGUUGGGCGGCCUCCCUUUUGUUCAGCAACUGAUUGCGGAAGAGUUGCUGGGUUUGAUGGGAGACCUGCUGCCAGAGUCCGCCGAAAUCAGCAAGAAGGCCUCGCUCGAGGCACAACGCUGCUCACGGCAUCUUUAUUGCAUUGUGCGCGCCCUGACGAAGUGCCAGCGCCAGAAGUGGGUGUCCAUGCUGGUCAGGGUCCUGAAGAGUCAGCAAGCUUUCCAUUCGAGCCUGAUUGAUGACCUGCAGCUCCUGUGGCGAGCUGAUGACGAUCCCCGACGAAGCUACGCAGAAGCAGAGAGGCAGCUGAAGGCUUUCUCAGUGCACGCUAGCCAAGCCGUGCAGGACGAGCUUUGCCGACUCCGCUGCUUCUGA